This is a messenger RNA of Rotaria sp. Silwood2, 292 nucleotides long. The record is from the annotation of a GenBank genome assembly. Lineage: Eukaryota; Metazoa; Rotifera; Eurotatoria; Philodinida; Philodinidae.
AAAUAAGUUUUUAUUUGGAAUAACUCAACCAAUCGGAUAUUGUCAACAAUAUGAUUGUAUUCAAGAUAAAUUAACAGUAGAAGAUUAUUUUUAUUUAUUUGGACGUUUACGUGGUAUAUAUUAUUAUCAUCUUAAACAAACAAUUAAAAUAAUUUCAAAUUUAUUUUUACUUGAUUCUUUUUUAAAACAAUAUGUUAUUCAAUUAAGUGGUGGAACAAGAAGAAGAAUGCAUGCUGCUUUGGCUUUUCUAGGACCGCCAAAUCUUAUUCUUCUUGAAAAUCGUUCAUAUUAA